Callorhinus ursinus (northern fur seal) is the source of this 1538-nucleotide messenger RNA. It is a transcript of the gene CCNDBP1, whose product is annotated as cyclin D1 binding protein 1. Gene Ontology annotation, cellular component: nucleus. The record is from RefSeq and is a predicted model, not a curated record. Lineage: Eukaryota; Metazoa; Chordata; Mammalia; Carnivora; Otariidae.
UUGUGACUCCCGGAAGUUGAGCGCCUACGGCAGGGCGGCCCUGGCAGCUUCCGUGGCCGCUUUUGUCUGGAGGUUCCAGGUGAUCUACUGAGAUGGCGAGCGCGGCUGCAUCUACAGCCGCAGUCCCCACCCUAGCUCCGCCUUUGGAACAGAUCCACCAGUUGGCAGUGGAGCUGCGGUUACUCCUGCCUGGAGUGCGGGUCGGAGAAGCCCGAGAGACCACAAAGGAGUUUAAUCCUGAGACGUUUUGGAGGAGACUCAACGCGGCAGCUGUGAACGUGUCAAGGGAAGCCACGACUCUGACUGAAGUCUUCUCUCGAGUUCCACUGCCUUCUCCGCAGGAAACCCAGAGGUUCUGUGAACAAGUGCGUGCUGCCAUCACGGCAAUCAUUGCAGUAUACUAUUCACUUCCCAAGGAUCAGGGAAUCACCCUGAGAAAGCUGGUACGGAACGCUACUCUGGACAUCGUAGAUGGAAUGGCUCAACUUGUGGAUGUGCUUUUCAUUACUCCAGCUCACAGCCCAGAGAACAGUGACCUUAUUUCCUAUAACAGUGUCUGGACUGCAUGCCAGCAGGUGCCUCGGAUACCAAGAGAUAACAAAGCUGCGGCUCUUUCAAUGCUGACGAAGAGUGUGGAUUUUGUGAAGGAUGCACAUGAGGAAAUGGAGCAGGCCGUAGAAGAAUGUGACCCAUACUGUGGCCUCUUAAAUGACACUGAGGACAACUCUGACAACCAUGGUAAUGAAGAGGAUGAUGGGUUGGGGUGUCCAAACAAUCGGGACUUAUAUUGGUCAGAGGAAGAUCAAGAGCUCAUAAUCCCAUGCCUUGCACUCGUGAGAGCGUCCAAAGCCUGCCUGAAGAAAAUCCGGAUCUCAGUGGCAGAGAAUGGGAAGAAAGAUCAGGUGGCCCAGCUGGACGACAUUGUGGAUAUUUCUGAUGAGAUUAGCCCUAGUGUGGAUGAUUUGGCUCUGAGCAUAUAUCCACCUAUGUGCCACUUGACUGUGCGAAUCAAUUCUGCGAAACUUGUAUCUGUCUUAAAGAAGGCACUUGAAAUUACUAAAGCAAGUCAUGUGACCCCACAGCCAGAAGAUAGUUGGAUCCCUUUACUCAUUAAUGCCAUUGAUCAUUGCAUGAACAGAAUCAAGGAACUCACUCAGAAUGAACUUGAAUUGUGAGUUUUCAGACUCCAUUUGUAGUCUCCUCUCUCCUUACUAUCACAGGUAGCCUCUGAUGUCUGCUUUUAAAAUGGGGCUAGAAUGCUGUCUGGAUCAAAAGGGAAUUCCUGUCCAAAUUUGUCAAGAGACAUUAUUACCAAAGAUUGUUGGUUGGGCCAGACUGACAAUUAUUUAUAAACUAUAUGAGUAUGUUAUCUUUUUCUGUGCUAGAUUCAGAUGGUAAUUGCCUGAGUUUGUGUUCCUGAAUCGCCUUUCAGAGAUUCAUGUAGAAGCUGCCUUAUUCCCUAUUUGCUAUAAAGUGUGUUUCAUUGUUAAACAUGUCGAUAGUCUUAAUAAAAUGCUGACCUGCUGGUAGUUCAAUAA